Messenger RNA from Cyclopterus lumpus (lumpfish), 1018 nucleotides. It is a transcript of the gene lrrc51, whose product is annotated as leucine rich repeat containing 51. Gene Ontology annotation, molecular function: protein binding. The transcript has 5 exons. The coding region runs from base 253 to 795 and encodes 180 amino acids. NCBI's taxonomy places the organism in Eukaryota, Metazoa, Chordata, Actinopteri, Perciformes, Cyclopteridae. The record is from RefSeq and is a predicted model, not a curated record.
GUUUCUAGCAAACGAGAGAAACGUCACACACACUAUGAUACAAAUAUAAGGUUUUGAUUAAGACAUUUAAUAAUAUUAAUAAUAUACAUAAGAUAGUGGGAAAAUGCAUUUGAAUUGUAAUAUAAUAACACAUUUAUGAUGUAGCAAGAGGAUAUACACCCUCACUACAAAUCCCAUAAUCUACCUGUUCGUUUCCUUGGAAACGCGUUGUUGUCUCUUCGCCAGGUGAGUGGAUCUAUUAGAGUUGGGAAUAUGUACGGAGCUCCAGUGGAUUUAUCCUUCAAACACAUCAGCAGUUUGGAAGAUGCAUGGACAGAGGAACACAGCAGCACUCUGCGACCUUUAAAGAGAAAUCCAAAGAUGAAGUACCUAAGCUGCUCCCUUCGUCUCAAUAACAACAACAUCCCUGACCUUCAUGACCUCCAGAGGACUGUUAACCACUUCCUGGCUGAGCCGUCACGGCUCGCCUGGCUGGAUCUUUCCUUCAACAAUAUAUUACACAUAGAUCAAGUUUUGUGCGAGCUCCAUGAACUGCGUGUGUUGUAUCUCCACGGCAAUAACAUUUUUAUUCUGUCAGAGGUGGACAGACUGGGAGUGCUACCACAUCUACAUACCGUCACUCUGCAUGGAAAUAUGAUCGAAACCAACAAGGCGUACAGGAAUCGUGUGAUUUCUGCUCUGCCUCAAUUGAAGACGAUGGACUUCAGUGCCGUGACACGCCAGGAGCGAGUCAUGGCAAAGAUUUGGCAUCUGAGCAACAAACGCCGCAGAGGCAGCAAGGAGACUCUUAAGUGACUGCUUCGCCUCCAUCGUGGUGUGUUGAAACCAGUUUCACCCAUUUGUUCUGUAGUCCACAUCCACUACUCGAAAACCUCAUAUCUUGUUUAGCUGUGGUGAACCCAGCAAUGUUCCUUCAGGUUUUGUCCACUUUUAUUUGCUGAAAUGAACAGUUUUGUAGUAUUAUUGCAUAGUCAAAAGAGAAGUCAACCACUUGAUAAUAAAGUGAUACAUUUCUCUG